This is a messenger RNA of Tachyglossus aculeatus (Australian echidna), 5059 nucleotides long. It is a transcript of the gene PTCHD1, whose product is annotated as patched domain containing 1. The coding region runs from base 59 to 2722 and encodes 887 amino acids. Gene Ontology annotation, biological process: cognition; chemical synaptic transmission. The transcript has 4 exons. The record is from RefSeq and is a predicted model, not a curated record. Gene Ontology annotation, cellular component: plasma membrane; synapse. NCBI's taxonomy places the organism in Eukaryota, Metazoa, Chordata, Mammalia, Monotremata, Tachyglossidae.
UCCGCGGGUCGGUCCUGGGUCCGCGGGUCCUUGGGUCCUGGGUCCGAGCGUCCGGAGGAUGGUGCGGCACGUCGCGCGUCGGGUGGUGCGGACGCUGCUGGGGCGGCUGGGGCGGCUGGUGGGCGGCCACCCGGUGCUGCUGGGCUCGGCGCCCGUGCUGCUGUCGGUGGUGCUGGGGGCCAGCCUCAGCCGCUGCCGGCUGGACGACGAGGCCGCCGACGGGCUGCUGGCCCCCCGCCACAGCCUGGCCCGCAUCGAGCGCCGCCUGGCCGACAGCCUCUUCCCGCUGCAGCGCUCCCGCCACCGCCUGCCCUCCGCCCUGCACACCCCGGGCCGCUACGGCACCGUGCUGCUCGCCUCCCCGCGCAGGGCCAACCUGCUGGACCCCAAGCACGCCGACCUCAUCCUCCAGCUGCACUCGGCCGUGACGCGGAUCCAGGUGCAGCGCCCGGGCUUCAACUACACCUUCGCCCACAUAUGCGUCCUGAAUAACGACAAGACGUGCGUGGUGGACGACCUGGUGCACGUGCUGGAGGAGCUCCAGGCGGCCCGGGCCUCCAACCGGACCAACUUCGCCAUCACCUACCCCAUCACGCACCUCAAGGACGGGCGGGAGGUGUACAACGGGCACCAGCUCGGGGGGGUCACGGUGCACAGCAAGGAUCGGGUGCGGUCGGCCGAGGCCAUCCAGCUGACCUACUACCUGCAGGCCCUCAACUCCCUCAACGACUUGGUGGCCGAACUGUGGGAGGCCAGCUUCUGCGACACGGUCCGCCUCUUCCAGAAGGCCCACCGCAAGGUCCGCUUCUACCCGUACACCUCGGCCUCCCUGAGGGAAGACUUCCAGGAGACCAGCCGGGUGGCCGAGCGCUACCUGGUCACCGGCCUGGUCCUGGUGGCCGGGGCGGCGGUCCUCUGCUGCUCCAUGCAGGACUGCGUGCGCAGCAAGCCGUGGCUCGGCCUCCUGGGCCUGGUCACCGUGGGCCUGGCCGCCCUCACCGCCGCCGGGAUCGUCAACCUGACCGGCGGGAAGUACAACUCCACCUUCGUGGGCGUCCCCUUCGUCAUGCUAGGUCACGGCCUGUACGGGACCUUCGAAAUGCUGUCCUCCUGGAGGAAGACGCGGGAGGACCAGCACGUGAAAGAGAGGACGGCGGCGGUCUACGCCGACUCCAUGCUCUCCUACUCCCUCACCACCGCCAUGUACCUGGUCACCUUCGGCAUCGGCGCCAGCCCCUUCACCAACAUCGAGGCCGCCCGCAUGUUCUGCUGCACUUCCUGCAUCGCCAUCUUCUUCAACUACCUCUACGUCCUCUCCUUCUACGGCUCCAGCCUGGCGUUCGCGGGCUACCUGGAAAGCAACCACCAGCACGGCGUCUUCUGCCGGAAGGUGCCCGAGCCGGAGGUCCUGCGGCAGAAGCCCCCCUGGUACCGGUUCCUGAUGACGGCCCGGCUGGGCGAGGCCGAGGCCGAGGAAGCGGGCGCUCGCCGGAGCCAGCUGCUCCCGUGUCUCCUCCGGCGCUACUACUCGGACUGGAUCACCAACACGUACGUCAAGCCUUUCGUGGUCCUCUUUUACCUGGUUUAUAUCUCCUUUGCCUUAAUGGGCUACCUGCAGGUCAGCGAAGGGUCCGACGUCCGGAACAUCGUGGCCACGGCCACCCGCACCAUCGAGUACACCAGCGCCCAGCAGAAGUACUUCAGCAACUACAGCCCGGUCAUCGGCUUCUACGUCUACGAGUCCAUAGAGUACUGGAACGCCAGCGUCCAGGAGGACGUGCUGGAGUACACCAAGGGCUUCGUGCGCAUCUCCUGGUUCGAGAGCUACCUGAACUACCUGAGGAAGCUGAACGUGUCCACGGGCCUGCCCAAGAAGAACUUCACCGACACGCUCCGCAACUCCUUCCUCAAGGCCCCGCGCUUCGCCCACUUCUCCGAGGACAUCAUCUUCUCCAAGAAGGCCGACGACGAGGUGGACGUGGUGGCCUCCCGGAUGUUCCUGGUGGCCAAGACCUCGGAGACCAACCGCCGGGAGCUCUACCGCCUGCUGGAGACCCUGAGGAGGCUGUCGGUCACGUCCCGGGUGAAGUUCAUCGUGUUCAACCCGUCCUUCGUGUACCUGGACCGCUACGCCUCCUCCCUGGGGGCCCCGCUCCAGAACGCCUGCGUCAGCGCCCUGUUCCUGCUCUUCUUCUCCGCCUUCCUGGUGGCCGACGCGCUCAUCAACGUCUGGCUCGCGCUGGCCGUCGUCUCCGUCGAGUUCGGCGUCGUCGGCUUCAUGACGCUCUGGAAGGUGGAGCUGGACUGCGUCUCCGUGCUCUGCUUGAUCUACGGCAUCAACUACACCAUCGACAACUGCGCCCCGCUCCUGUCCACCUUCGUCCUGGGCAGGGACUUCACGAGGACCAAGUGGGUCAAGAACGCCCUGGAAGAGCACGGGGUAGCCAUUUUCCAAAGCUACCUCUGCUAUCUCGUGGGGCUCAUCCCUCUCGCAGCUGUGCCUUCUAAUCUGACCCGUACACUGUUCAGGUGCUUGUUUUUGAUAGCCCUCGUCACCUUCUUUCACUGCUUCGCCAUCUUACCUGUGAUCCUGACGUUCGUGCCUCCCUCCAAGAAGAAGAGGAAAGACAAGAAGAACCCGGACCACGGGGAGGAGAUCGAGUCCGUCGAGAUGGUCGACAUGGCCGGCACCCGGGUGGUGGACCAGAUCACCACGGUCUGACUAGGCGGGCGGCCGUGGCGCUUUCACCCUUAGGUCUUACGGCGGAGGGAGGAGACGGGGGCGAACCUUCGCCCUUUAUUUUUCGAAACGAAGGAUGAGCCCUAGGGAUAACCGGGGACCGCGGAGAGGGAGGACGGCCGAGCACGGAAAAUUUAUGCAAGUAUCGGCUCGGUGAUCAGCUCACGUGAUCUGGUCACCUAGACGCCGUCGCUCUGUCGGUUGAGAAAUCGUUCACGGACUCAGAGUUCCUCGGAGGUCGGGGCGGGGAGGCCUGGUGUCGAGGGGCGGGAGGCGGUGGGUUCCGUUUCCGGAAGGGUCGUUUCUUCCCCACGCCGUCCGCGUCUUAGUGCCCCAGCCCCGCGUCCCCCCCGACGUGACCGCCUCUGUCGGCCGCCGUCUUUUAAAAGAGAAAAACAAAAACGUCGGGACGGUCUUCAGAACUCUAGGUAGAAUGUUCUUCUCCCACCAAAGACAGCUUCAGAGCACCCCGCGUGUCCGGGGCGGGAUACGUACGGAUACGUAGACGUGGAUGACUGCGCGGUUGACCGACGGGGUCGCGCCGGUUGUCGUUCCGGGCGUCGAUGGAGAGCUCGCUCGCCGGGGUCUGGCCGAGGGGAAGCCGGGAGCCACCACUUGGAAUAACUCGCUCCGCUCCACCCAAUCCCCCGAAGCCUCUCCCCGCUCCCGAGUCGAAGUGACCGGACCGGAAAGGCGAUAAGGGGACCCCCCCGGCCCCCUCCCUCGGUCUAAACGGCCUUACGGAGGGAGGACGCUCCCAUCCCCUGGGGGAGGCGAAAGGCGCUUGGGCCCGAACGGAGUUCGAGGGAGCCCCAGGGCCACUGACGGACGAGGCGUCAGGGCGACGCCGGGAGUAGAUGGCGGGGGUGGGGGAGACCUCGCUUCGCUCUGCGGCACGUCCGACCCAAACCGCUCGCCUGGGUCAGGAGCGAGGGUGGGGAGGAAGGUGAGGGACGGGGCGAGGAGACGAGGGAGGUUUGGCACACGGGCGAACCCUCCCAAGUCCCAGCCAAGGCGGGCCGAAGGGAGGACGGGAGGACGAGGAGGAGUUGCCCCCGAGAAAACGUGUCUACCCACACUCUGUCGUAUGGUACUCUCCCGGGCGCUCAGCCCAGUGCCCCGCAUCCGGUGAGCGCUCAAUAAAAACCACCAAUCGAUCGAAAAGAACCACCCAAGCAAAUCGUAAUCUCCCCGGGCCUUUCCUCGUUAGGGCUCCGCGCCCCGUCCCCGACCGUCUUCGGCCUCCCCCCGUCUUGCGGUUCAUCUCCUAACCCCAAAUUCUGCAGUUUGGCGAGGAUCUCAGGUUUCACGCAGCAAUGGGGGCUGCAGGAUUCUGGCGUUGGCCCGGGUCGGAGCCGCCGACCGCCAAGACGACCAAACCCGUGGGACCGCGCUGGGCUCGCUUCCCUGCUCUCGUCUUCCCGCUCCCGGAAGCGACGAGCAAGGAGCCGGGAAACCGCCGGGGUCGAAUCUCCCGAUUUACUUCUUCCACAGCCCUUCCGUCUGCGACCACACCAGUAAGCGUUUUCCAGCGAAUGUCAACCGAACGUCAUUUUCCCAGCCCCGGGAAUGAAGAUGGAGAUGAGUAAAUGCCGGCAGAAGCCAACUUCCCCCGCACACCCCCUCCGCGAGGUUUGCUAGGAUUUCUGGCGGCGGCUGCUCGGUGGAAAUCUCCGCGAUAAUAUUGAUCAUUCUAUAUCAUUACUAGAAACCCCGCGAUGAUGUUUCGUUAUGCAUUAAGCCCUUCCUCUAAGUGCUAAGCACUGGGGUAGACACAGAUAAUCCUAACCCGCGUGGGGUCCAGAGUGUAAGAUCUGAGGAGUGCCGGCCGCUGCUCCCCCAUUUUACAGAUGAGGGACCUGAGGCUCAGAGAGGUUAAGUGACUUGCCCAAGGUCACACAGCAGAUCAGUGGCAGAGCUGGGAUGAGAAGCCAGGUCUCCUGAUUCCCCGUUCCCUUGUGCUUUCCAAUAGGUCACCCUGUACUUGUAUAGUUAGGAUGACCCCAAAACAGUUUUUCCCAAACGGUUGAACCGUGAAAACAGGCACCCAUCCAAGUUUGUCCAAAAGCCCUUCACCCUGUCGGCAAAAUUCAUUCAUUCAGUCUUAUUUGUUGAGCGCUUACUGUGUGCAGAGCACUGUACUAAGCGCUUGGAAAGUGCAGUUCGGCAAAAUGCGAUUCUCUGACGUAGAUACGGCCAAAAUAAGUCAGCUCCCCGCCUUCAAAUUCGUCUGUAGGCCAGCUGAGCAAGAGUCCCGACGUGGAUCCACCCUAUUCCAGUGUUCUGCACACAGUAAGCGCUCAAUAAAUGCGAUUGAAU